Penicillium antarcticum is the source of this 759-nucleotide messenger RNA. RefSeq lists its product as uncharacterized. The transcript has 2 exons. The record is from RefSeq and is a predicted model, not a curated record. Bases 1 to 759 code for a protein of 252 amino acids. NCBI's taxonomy places the organism in Eukaryota, Fungi, Ascomycota, Eurotiomycetes, Eurotiales, Aspergillaceae.
AUGCAUCUCUUCUCUCUCAUCACCUGCUUGGCAGCAGUCUCACUUGCUGCCCCAACAAGCUUCCUCGACGAUGCAUACGAUUGGUCAGAUGAGCUGGCUGACUUCUACGGAAAAGUCAGCCAGUUCAUCAGCAACGCAAAGCACAACAUCAAAUCCCCAGAUGCUUGCGAUGUCUCCAAGAUUGCUCUUCCUUCGUAUGCCUCAGGUCUACCCGGACCCACUGGCUUGAAGCCAGUCUAUGUUGCACUUGGACGUGGUACUCAGAACUACACAUGCGCCGAUUCUUCAUCCAACACCACACCAGUAGCAGCAGGAGCCGUCGCUCGACUGUACAAUGCUACAUGCCUCGCAGCCAACUACCCAAGUAUUGUCGAGAAGCUUCCUAGCAUUGCCUACAAGAUCACGCUCCCGACCAACAAAAUGGCCUCUUUACCCCCUGCCAACAUCGACCUCAUGGGACAUCAUUUCUUCUUUGAUGCAACAACUCCAGAAUUCAACCUCAACACUACACCAGAGAAGCAAGAUGGAAUUGUCAUGACCAAGAAGCAAGAUCAGAUUUCUGCGCCUUCUGAUGCUACCUCUGGGAAGUAUGGUGCUGUUGCCUGGCUCUACCUCACUACCACUGAUGGCACCAUUGGCAACUACAAGAGUGUCUAUCGAGUUGACACUGCUGCUGGAUCAUCCCCUAAGACCUGCAAGGGGCUUCCUAAGACAUUUCAAAUGCAAUAUUCUGCAAACUACUAUUUCUUCGGGCAAUGA